AUGUCUGAUUCUAUCGCAACACAAGGUGCUCCAUCGACUGCGUCAGCUGACCAAGUCCAGCAAACAAAUACAGCUAAUGUCACAUCUUCAGUAACUAAAGACAAUAGAACCGCAGCGCAUACCCACAUUAAGGGAUUGGGUCUCGAUGAACAUGGCUAUGCAAAGAGGGUCGACGGAGGAUUUGUUGGCCAAACUGAGGCACGUGAAGCAUGUGGUAUCAUAGUUGAUUUGAUCAAAACCAAAAAGAUGAGUGGAAAAGCAAUGCUAUUAGCAGGUGGUCCCGGUACAGGUAAAACUGCAUUAGCAUUGGCAGUCUCACAAGAACUAGGUCCAAAGGUUCCUUUUUGCCCUAUUGUUGGAUCUGAGUUGUAUUCGGUAGAAGUUAAAAAGACGGAAGCUCUAAUGGAAAAUUUUAGAAAAGCUAUAGGUUUAAGAAUCAAGGAAACCAAAGAAGUUUACGAAGGUGAGAUUAUUGAGUUGACCCCAGAGGAAGCGGAAAAUCCUCUAGGUGGUUAUGGUAAAACUAUCAAACAUGUUUUGGUUGGUUUAAAGACAUCCAAAGGUACCAAGACCUUAAAAUUAGAUCCAUCCAUUUAUGAAUCUAUCCAAAAGGAGAAGGUUUCAGUUGGUGAUGUUGUAUACAUUGAGGCAAAUACUGGCGCAGUUAAGAGAGUUGGUAGGUCUGACGCAUAUGCAACAGAGUUUGAUUUAGAAGCGGAAGAAUACGUUCCUUUACCCAAGGGCGAAGUCCACAAAAAGAAAGAAAUUGUUCAAGAUAUAACAUUGCAUGAUUUGGAUGUUGCGAAUGCCAGACCUCAAGGUGGCCAGGACAUUCUCUCGAUGAUGGGGCAACUUCUCAAACCAAGAAAAACCGAAAUAACGGAGAAGUUGAGAAACGAAGUGAACAAGAUGGUUUCUAAGUAUAUUGAUCAAGGUGUUGCUGAGUUGGUUCCUGGCGUUUUAUUUAUUGAUGAGGUGAACAUGCUUGAUAUUGAAUGUUUUACAUAUCUAAAUAGAGCACUUGAAUCUUCAAUUGCACCAGUUGUAAUCCUUGCAUCCAAUAGAGGUUUAACCACUGUGAGGGGGGCAGAAGAUAUUAAAUCUCCACAUGGUAUCCCUCCUGAUUUAAUCGAUAGAUUACUCAUCGUGAAAACAGUGGCAUAUAACUUUGAGGAAACUAAACAAAUCAUUGCAAAGAGAUCCAAAACUGAGAGUAUUGUAUUAUCUGAAGCGGCCCUAGAAAAACUUUCAGAAGUUGCAACUAAAACAUCUCUGAGAUAUUCAUUACAGUUGUUGUCUCCAGCAAAUAUUUUAGCUGGAAUUAAUGGAAGAUCAGAAGUUACACCAGAAGAUAUUGCUGAAUGUCAAGUACUAUUUUUAGAUGCACAGCGUAGUACAAAAGUCUUAGAAAAUUCAACUGGUUACUUAUAA
Messenger RNA from Pichia kudriavzevii, 1431 nucleotides. RefSeq lists its product as uncharacterized. The transcript has a single exon. NCBI's taxonomy places the organism in Eukaryota, Fungi, Ascomycota, Pichiomycetes, Pichiales, Pichiaceae. Gene Ontology annotation, biological process: chromatin remodeling; box C/D snoRNP assembly; regulation of transcription by RNA polymerase II. Gene Ontology annotation, cellular component: NuA4 histone acetyltransferase complex; R2TP complex; Ino80 complex. The coding region runs from base 1 to 1431 and encodes 476 amino acids. Gene Ontology annotation, molecular function: ATP hydrolysis activity; ATP binding; DNA helicase activity. The record is from RefSeq and is a predicted model, not a curated record.